Molecule: messenger RNA, 2085 nt
Organism: Morus notabilis
Lineage: Eukaryota; Viridiplantae; Streptophyta; Magnoliopsida; Rosales; Moraceae
Exons: 1
Coding region: 1-2085 (694 amino acids)
Source: RefSeq, a predicted model, not a curated record
AUGGCACAUGUAUUUCCCGAAAGGUUCAGGAAAUUUUUGACCGAAUGGAAGAUCCCUGCAAUGGUUCUGUUUAGCCUCGUGUUACGAAGCGUCUUGAUCCUGAUGGGAAGCAGGAGAAAAUACUCGACAAAAAUCUGGCUCAGAUUCAUCCCAUGGCUAGCUUACUUGCUAGCAGACUGGGUAGCCGCACUCUCACUGAGCUUAAUUUCCAAUUUCAGAGACGACGAUUCGAGAAACCCAAAGUACAGUAUAAGAGCGUUUUGGGCGCCUUUCCUUCUUCUUCACCUCGGUGGCCAAGACACCAUCACUGCGUAUUCCUUGGAGGACAACGAAUUAUGGUGGAGAAACACUGUGAUUCAUGGUGGACAGGUGGUAGUUGCUUCCUAUAUCUUACUUAAUGCCUGGUCUAGUAAUGAGCUCAACUUUCUGUCUAUUCCCAUUUUUUUUGCUGGGAUCGUUAAGCUCGGAGAGCGGAUCCGGUCUUUGAUGUGUGCGAGCAGCGAACAUUUUAGGAAGUCCUUGUUGCCUUCCCCAGAUCCAGGCCCCAAUUACGCCAGGUACAUGGACGAAUAUAGCUCAAAGAAAGCCGAGGGAUUCAUGGUCUUUCCUGCGAGAAUCAACGAAGCUCCAACUAUUGGUCAUUACCUUCACUCUGUCCCAGCAAACACCUUUAUCCCAUAUGCUGCCAACUUGCAAGAUGCCUACUACUUCUUGCAGAUUUUCAAGCGCCUUUUCGCAGACCUCAUCCUCAGCGGACACGACAUCGUCAACAGCCAAUUGUUCUUCCAGAACAGACCCUGUGAGGAAGUUUUCAGAGUCAUAGAGAUUGAGCUCGGAUUCAUGUAUGACUUGUUCUACACAAAAGCGGUUGUUAUUUACUCCGUCAUAGGCGGGAUUCUCCGUUUUCUUAGCUUCUCCUUUGUCGUCGCUGUGCUAAUGGGCUUUUCCAUCAUUAGGAAACGAGAUUACUCACCAGCAGAUGUAAUCGUCACGUUUAUAUUGCUCGCUGGAGCAAUCGUCCAUGAGAUAGUCGCUCUUUGUUUGCUACUCCGCUCGGACUGGACAAUGCUUUGGCUCACAAAGCAAAAGAACAGAGCCGCGAAUCUCCUAUACAAAGCCAUUUCUUUAAUUCCACCGCUUAAAAAGAAGAGGUGCUCUAAUAAGAUUGCACAGUACAAUCUGAUAAGAGUUUGUCUCAAAGACAAGCCUCCAAAGUGCAGUCCUCUCGAGAAGGUACACUGCUUUUACGACGACUUUAAACAGAACUACUUUCACAAGAGUCUUGGCAUUCCUAAGGAGUUGAAAGAAAUAAUCUUUAAGCGGCUCCUUCAAAAAUCAACGAGUGCCUUGGAUUUUAGCACUUGCAAGAAGUUAUGUUCUGAGAGAGGCCGUUGGGUUCUUCAGGAAGAGAGAUGUCUUGACAAGCUCUGCUGGAGCAUUGAGUCUGCCGAAUUUGAUCAAAGCAUUCUACUCUGGCAUAUUGCAACAGAUUUAUGCUAUUAUUCUGAUCUCUAUGAAAUCUCAAGCAAUUCUGAACUCAAAAGAAACUCAAACCCCGACCGUCAUCAUAUUUCUAAAGAUAUCAGCAAGUUGUUGUCGGAGUAUAUGUUGCACAUUCUAGUCAUGCGCCCCUUCAUGCUGCCCAACGGGAUAGGACAAAUCAGGUUCCAAGACACUUGUGCCGAGGCCAUUGAAUUCUUUAAAGAAAGAAGAUCCACAGCCAGUGCGAAGAAGGCAGCUUGCGAAGCAUUGCUCAGAGUGAGCACCGAAAUUCCUACAUCUCAAGUGAAAGGAGACAGAAGCAAAUCGGUGCUAUUUGAAGCGUGCAAGCUUGCAAAAGAUUUGCAAUCACUUGAAACAGAACCGAAUUGGAACAAGGAAAAGAAGUGGGAGUUGAUAAGCCAUGUUUGGGUGGAAAUUUUAUCUUAUGCAGCUAGUCAAUGCCAAAGAAAUCAGCACUUACAGCAGCUAAGGCGAGGUGGUGAGCUGCUCACACACGUCUGGCUUCUUAUGGCACAUCUUGGUAUAACUGCACAAUUUCAGAUUUCAGAUGGCCAUGCAAGGACUAAGCUGAUUGUGCAGUGA